Messenger RNA from Aphanomyces astaci, 1279 nucleotides. RefSeq lists its product as hypothetical. Bases 22 to 1143 code for a protein of 373 amino acids. The transcript has 2 exons. NCBI's taxonomy places the organism in Eukaryota, Oomycota, Saprolegniomycetes, Saprolegniales, Verrucalvaceae. The record is from RefSeq and is a predicted model, not a curated record.
GUAACGUUACUUCAAAGUAUUAUGACCACCAACCUGCAGCGGCAAUUGGAUGCGUAUGCAGCGGCCAUGGGGGUACCGAUGCCUGCCGAGAUGGCGAGACAUGCGAUCUCGCAGCUGUUCGUGUUGGAGAAACUCUUCUUCGAAGACCCACCCCAUCCGACCUCGGUGCUGCACGACCCGACCCAUUGGACCGCGUUGGUCGGCGGCUCGUCGUUGCACGUCACGUCCUCGCCUCUUGCAAACUCUGCCUUCUCCAUCACAUCGUCCAGCUCUAAGUUUUCGACGGACGACGCUACAGGAACAUCCGUCGUCCUCUCCGAGCAAGGGUACACGGUGUUGGAUCCGUUCGCCCAAGCAAACCACACCACUUACUCCCUCGCGGCGUUGGAAGCUGGUGUCCAUGCGCUGCAUGCCGCGGGGUACCCGCCAGCGUUCAUCUUUGUGUUUGAUGAAGCAUGGGCGUAUCUGGAUGCGGUCUGGGGCGCCGUGUACGAACCGUUAUUGGGGCCAGGAUGCGUUCUCGAAGCCGACCUCAACUGCUGGCAUCUCCACCGUCCCGUCUCCCAAACCACUGCUUCCAACCCAUACAUUGGGGUCAACUUUGGCGCCGCGCAUCGAGAUCUAGGCUUUGACCAGUGCCACGACGCCGACGAGCAGUUCACGAGCCUCACGUGCUGGCUUCCCCUCAACCGCCACGGCGCCACCGCCGACAACGGCUGCAUGCAUGUCGUGCCGAUCGAUGCCGACGACUUCUUCUACGCGCCGCACCAUCCCCAGCACCGCCGGUCCGUCCACUCGCCCAGUGCUGUGCCCCUAAUCGUCCCUGCGGGACACGUGGCCACUUGGAUUCCUAGCCUCGUGCACUGGGGCAGCGCCUGUGAAACCACGUGCAGCAGUAUCGAGCCCCGCAUGUCGAUGGGAGCUACGUUUCGACGGCAGACCGCCAAGCGCAGUCAGUUUGUACCUGGCGAAGAUGCAACCGAUGGCCCACAGCCACUCAAUCGGGACCAACUGCCCCAUCUGACGCUGGAAAAGCGGCUGGCAUAUGUGGCGAAGGCCCUUCUAGCGUACUCGCACUGGUACCCAGGCAUGUCGGGGCUGAAUUUGCCCCCAGAUAGAGAUGAUACUGUAUUGCACGAAUGAAGGAUAGAGUAGGUAGUGGUUACGGUACCAUACAUAAUGGUCCGAGCAGUUGGACAAAGGGGAAAAUUUAUUUUUAUUUUUUUACCAAUUGACUUUGGUUGGACAAAGGGGAUUUUUUUUUUUUUUACCAAUUGAC